Molecule: messenger RNA, 750 nt
Organism: Cooperia oncophora
Lineage: Eukaryota; Metazoa; Nematoda; Chromadorea; Rhabditida; Trichostrongylidae
Source: the annotation of a GenBank genome assembly
AUGCUGUGUGCGCUUAAUGUUGAUUCUUUCAAAUUUGUUGCGCUGAAAAAGAACACUGGCCCCGUAGAGGAGCGUGCACGUGAUUGGUUCUAUGCUCCGUGGCUCUAUCGCCUGGACUACACGAGUGCUGGGGAGAGGAGUUCGAUGAACUUUACACGAACCCGCAAAUUGUGGGAGCACAUCGUGUCCAGCCAGAUCGAAACGAGAACUCCUUACAUUCAAUACAUGGUGAAUUACUUGUCUUUCAACAAGAAGGUGCUGUUCCGUUUCGCUCAGGAUGCUUGCAAUCGGAAGAGCAACCAGCAGAACCUCGGCAUUCUAAUCUAUGCACGGAGAUUGUGGAGUACUCCAGUAGCCGUAUGUAAUCUUGGUUCGAUUGCCCUUAACAGAUUCGUCACAGAAGACAAGAAGUUUGACUUCAAGAAGCUUCAUGAGGUGCUAACCCGUAACUUGAACAAGAUUAUCGAAGUCAAUUACUACCCCGUUGAAGAAGCACGACGUUCCAACUUCCGUCAUCGGCCGAUUGGACUUGGAGUACAGGGACUUGCUGACGCCUUCAUGCUGAUGCGCUAUCCAUUCACGUCGCCUGAGGCCUCGCGAUUUGAACCGCAGGAUCUUCGAGGUUGCCUGGUAUUUAAGGGAAUUCUGCAGUUCGAUAAGUGGAACGUUAAGCCUACGGACCAAUAUGGUGUUCGCAACAGUUUGUUGAUUGCUCCAAUGCCAACUGCGUCCAAUGUCAAGUUUGUAUAA